Messenger RNA from Pieris napi, 1119 nucleotides. RefSeq lists its product as uncharacterized. Gene Ontology annotation, cellular component: plasma membrane. Gene Ontology annotation, molecular function: odorant binding; olfactory receptor activity. The record is from RefSeq and is a predicted model, not a curated record. NCBI's taxonomy places the organism in Eukaryota, Metazoa, Arthropoda, Insecta, Lepidoptera, Pieridae. Gene Ontology annotation, biological process: detection of chemical stimulus involved in sensory perception of smell; sensory perception of smell. The coding region runs from base 1 to 1119 and encodes 372 amino acids. The transcript is spliced from 6 exons.
AUGGCUUUAAAAAGGAAAAUUUGCUUCCCAGUCACUGAAAAGGAUUAUAUAAAAUUAAUUUGCAAUUUCAUAUACCGCUUGGGUCUAGCAGACUGCUGGUAUGAAAAACGGGAAAUAAGAUAUCCAAUAUUAAACAAAGCAUUCUCCCUUAUCGUAAAUAUAUUUUGGGUUAUUUUCACGGUCAAUGUUUUGGCAGCAAAUUACAGAACAGAUUUAACGUUAAAAGAAAGUAAUGAUGUACUUUUAUUUAGUUAUGGUUUGCCAGCAAUAAGUCUCAAAGUUAUAAUACUUUAUGCCAAAAAAGAAGAAAUUAAGGUAUUUUUCAAGAAACUUCUAGAGGGGGAGGUGACCCAACACUCGAAUAAGAGAGCUAUAAGAGCCGCAAUAGUUGUUUACGUGGUUGUUUGUUGCGACAUACCAGUACGAGUUGAGGUUCUUUAUUACCCUAAGACGAGCGAUACUGGGCUCCUUGUAAAUUUUAUUAGAUUUCUAGCCAUAGUUCACUUCUGGUACAUUAUCUGCAUUAUGAAUUCCACCGACUAUCUCUGUUUAUGUACUCUAGUCUUUAUCAAGUACAAGUUUAUAAGAGUUCGAAUGUUUUUUGAGAGUCUUGGCAAAAAGUCUAAGAGUAGUAAGGAGUUUGAGAAGGAGUUUUUGGAUGGUGUCAUGUUACUCAAGCAUGCUUUAUGGUGCGCUCGCAAUGUACAAAACACUAUUGGAAGCAUAUACAGUGUACAAAUCGUUGAAAGCAUUACUUUGCUAGUGGUUUUACUUCUAAAAGCUGUGUAUGCUGGGUCCGAUAUGGCGCUGCUACUAGUGUGUGUGGGAUCUUAUAUCUCUAUAGUUAUCUUAACUGGAGUUUAUAUGACAUAUUCGGCUAAUAUCACAUAUGAGGCUUUGCAAGUCCCUACAGCCAUUUUUCAUUGUGGAUGGGAGAAGGUUAGGAUUAGACCAGGUCUUCGGAAACUCAUAGUCGUCACGCUCCAACAGUCUCAGAAACCACUUUAUAUGACAGCCUUUGGGGUCAUCAAUUUGUCAUAUGAAAAUUUCUUAGUGGUUUUACGGUUGUCUUAUUCGUUCUUCGUGGUUAUGCGAGAUUCUAAAGGCACAAGAACAUAA